AUGGUCUAUGUGUUUAAUAUCUUCUCCUUUGCUUAUGAAGUUUGUUUGACUGUAUAUGAAAUUUUUGGCCUCCCCGGCAUUGCGCCAUCAAAGACAAAGUCGUCCUCCAACUUCUUGUCCUGCAUCGCUGCCAUCGCAGCUCUCAGCACUAAAAAGGCGGCUUCAGACUCCUCCAAAGAACAAGUGGCCAAUUCGAGGGAAUCCUCCUCGUUACCAAAAGAAGUAAACGACAGUCCGAGAGCCACCGACAAGUCUCCUGAAUCCCAGAAUCUCAUCGACGGAACCAAAAAAACAUCCCUAAAGCAACCGGAUAGUCCCAGAAACAUCUCAAGUGAGAACAGCAGCAAAGGAACCCCGGCUUCUCCCGCAGGGUCCACACCACCAAUCCCCAAAGUCCACAUAAAAACCACUAAGACGUCUUCUGGGGAAAUCAAGAGAACAGUGACCAGGGUAUUGCCAGAAGUGGAUCUUGAAUCUGGGAAGAAACCUUCCGAGCAGACGGUGUCUGUGAUGGCCUCUGUGACAUCCCUUCUGUCGUCUCCAGCAUCAGCUGCCACCCUUUCCUCUCCUGCCAGGGUGCCUCUCCAGUCUGCGGUGGUGACCAAUGCAGUUUCCUCUGCAGAGCCCACCCCUAAACAGGUCGCAAUCAAGCCUGUGGCUACUGCUUUCCUCCCAGUGUCUGCUGUGAAGACAGCAGGAUCCCAAGUCAUUAGUUUGAAGCUCGCUAACAACACCACGGUGAAAGCCACGGUUGUACCUGCUGCCUCUGUCCAGAGUGCCAGCAGCACCAUCAUUAAAGCCACCAAUGCCAUCCAGCAGCAAACUGUCAUGAUGCCAGCAUCCAGCCUGGCCAAUGCCAAACUUGUGCCAAAGACUGUGCAUCUUGCCAACCUUAACCUUCUGCCUCAGGUUGCCCAGGCCACCUCUGAACUCUGCCAAGUGUCAACCAAAACUCAGCAACAAAUAAAGAAGGCAAUAAUCAAUGCAGCAGCCUCACAAGCCCCCAAAAAGGUGUCUCGAGUCCAGGUGGUGUCGUCCUUGCAGAGUUCUGUGGUGGAAACUUUCAACAAGGUGCUGAGCAGUGUCAAUCCAGUCCCUGUUUACAUCCCAAACCUCAGUCCUCCUGCCAAUGCAGGGAUCACAUUACUGAUGCCUUGGUACAAGUGCUUGGAGUGUAGGGACUCCUUUGCACUUGAAAAGAGUCUGACCCAGCACUAUGACAGAUGGAGCGUGUGCAUCGAAGUAACAUGCAACCUUUGUACAAAGAACCUCCGUUUAUAGUUCUCUGAGAGAGUUAUAUUUUUUGGUUUCGUUUUGUGUUUUC
Gorilla gorilla gorilla (western lowland gorilla) is the source of this 1324-nucleotide messenger RNA. Its product is annotated as zinc finger protein 532-like. Bases 1 to 1281 code for a protein of 426 amino acids. The record is from RefSeq and is a predicted model, not a curated record. The transcript is spliced from 2 exons. NCBI's taxonomy places the organism in Eukaryota, Metazoa, Chordata, Mammalia, Primates, Hominidae.